Molecule: messenger RNA, 240 nt
Organism: Dentiscutata heterogama
Lineage: Eukaryota; Fungi; Glomeromycota; Glomeromycetes; Diversisporales; Gigasporaceae
Source: the annotation of a GenBank genome assembly
AUGGGGGUUUCCUCCCUAGUUCCUAAGAAACGGAAACUUUUUAGCACAGAAACUAAUAAAAACAAGAAAACUAAGAUACUAGAGCCCCCUCUAGAGAAGCAACAAUCUCUAUUAGACAAAACAAAUGGCCUACUUGUAAGCAAAGGACCUAUGGCUACAGAGGAUAGCCAAGCUGCAACAACAAAUUUGUUACAACAAAGCUCUACAAUCAAUGAUAGACCCAGCUGGGAUGAGCAAUAG